AUGUUUAUCGAUAGAAAUUAUACAAAUACAACUUAUUAAAUACCUUAAGUUAGCGAUUCUUAGGUUUCAGGAAUAGGAAUAACAUCAAAUGGACUUAACAUAUUUUUAGGAAUUCAAUCUCGAGUAUUAGUAUAUUAAGUUUAGUAAGCUAAUAAAUAAAUGAGUAUUCUAUCUUCUUGCAGCACUAAUGGAAGCACAGUCAGCUAGUUUAUAUUUAGCAGUAAUGAAACUUUAAUAAUUGCACUUACUACUUCUUAGCUAAUAUAAAUUUAUGAUAUAUAGAAUUUAAAUAGCAUUAGUUUAGUAGGAGAGUUUACACCUUAUUCUAAUCUUAAUCUAAAGGCAGAUAUUUCUACUUACUAUAAUUUAUUAUAUGUUGUUUCCGGAUAUAGUGGGUUGAAUAUAUAUUCUUUGACUUAUAGUAAUGACAAACCUGUAAUGGAGUGUUCUCUAUUAUACUAAAAUUAACCAGGUUAAAAUUUAGUAGAUUUUGCAAAAUCACAGAAUGACCAUAUUAUCUAUGCUGUAGACUCUGUUUAAGGAGUUUUUAUUUUUAAUAAUAUGCACUCUUCUGAUUCAAUAAAAAAGUAAAGCUAAUCUGACUUUAAGUAUUUUGGUUUAGGAAAAUUCAAAGUAAAACUUUAUAUUACUUCAAUAGCAAUAUCGCCUCUUGAUUUAUUUAUCUUUGUAGGUGUGAGAUCAUAGGGGAUAUAUAUUUUUAACAUCGAAGAGGAUGCUUUGAAUCCUAUUUUCUUUUAAUUAAUUUACUAUUAAGGCAAUCCUUUGAAGAUUUUAGCAUAUGAAUUAUUAAAUAUUGAUGUUAACAAAUAAGAGACUUAAUUCGUAUUAUCAAAAUCAUCAGGAUUCUUACUAGUUGAUACAAAUAAUUUUUAAAUAAUUACAAACUAUACACUAAUAAACGUCACUAGUCAGUGUAAAUCUGCAGUUUUCUCUCCUAAUGGCAAAUAUGUAAUACUUAUCUACUAAAAUAAUGGGUUAUAUUUUAUUGAUGUACAAAAUAAAAGUUAACCAUUUGUUGCAAAUUACUACAAAACUUCAGGAGCAGAGAUGAUUGUCAGCUCAAAAAUACAAGAGUAUAUUUACUUUAUUGAUGGAAUCAAUGGUUUAGUUAUCAUUGAUGGGAAUUAUCUUCCUGAAUUAAAAACAGUUGGAAAUUACUAUAAUAAUAUCUGGUUAUCACAUUUAACCCUAUCUUUUGAUGAAAAUUAUGGAAUUAUUAACAGCCUUGAUUAGAAUUAAGUUAUGGUGAUAGACUUGGAAAUUAAAUAAAAUCCUUAAUUAUUAUCUUCUUAAAAUUUUGAUAGCUAGUAGGACUAUUUGAAGGUAGGAUUAUAUUAUGAAUUUGAAAUUAUUCCAAUAUAUAAAAAAGAAAAUCAGAUUUUAUAAGAUAUUUUUAUCUGGAAAGAUAAUAAAUUAGGCAAAUUACCUAUCUGGAUAAAUAUUAGUCAAGAUUUCAAAAAUUUAACAAUAUUUGUGUCAAAAGAAUUAUUAAAAGAAGGUUAUUAAUAAGGUAUACUAACUUUAGUAGUUAAAAACUGCUAUUAGCUAAGUUCGUCAGACUUUCUUGUAAGCACAAGCUAGCUAAGCGUUAGUGAUUUAGAAAGCCAAGCAAUUUGGUUGUUUUUAAUAAAGAAUAAAAUAAUUAGUUAAGAUUUUUGCUAUGAUGAUGAGAAGAAUUAUAUUUUGCCAGAUAAUGUAUCUUAAUUAUUCGAUUUACUAAAAAGUAUCUCAGAUUCUAGUUCAUAUAAUAGGACAAUACUAAUCUUAUCUAAUGUGUAAUAAAUCUUAAGACAAUCUAUACAUUAUAGUCCAAUCAAAUUUAAUAUUGAGUCUUCUUUGAAAUUUGAUAUGAAUGAUUCCCUUAAUACAAUAUAAUCAUGCCUAAAUGAAUAAAUCACCUUAGUUUUGUCAUUCGAAUACAACUCAAAUUUAAUUUUUGUAAAUAUGAACUAUUAAAAUUCUUUAAUAUCUCUCUAUGGCUAAUAAUCAAAUACUAUUAGCUUAAAAAGUACUACUCAAAAUCUUAACUAAAUUUUACAAGACAAAAUCUAUUAUUAUCUAUAUAUUAAAGACAAUAACAGUAAUCAUAUCUAAAAUAAUUAAACAAUAGGAAAUUAAUAAAUUUAAAUUGAGUUAUCUGAUGGUAUAAACUAUAAUAAAUAAUUUAUUAUUAAUAUAGAAUAGGCUCAUUUUUUAUAGCUAAAAAGAGACAUAGAACUAUCAAAGCCACUUUAGGAUUAAGUAAAUUUUUUAUCUCCUGGUGCAAGUUUCGCUAUUGAAACAUAACUUUCAAUUAAUUUUGACUAAAGGAUAUUUUUAGAUCCUGAUUUCAAUACAAGAAAUUAAGCACAAAAUGGUAUCCAAGAGGACUAAACAAUCAACGACCUAUCCAUAGUUUAUGAAUUCUAUUUAAUGAAUUCGAGAGGAGAAUAUGAGUUAGUUUCCAGCAAUUAUUUUUUACAGUUUGAUUCUUAAAAUAUGAGAAUAAUAGGUUCUCCACCUUCUAGUCUGAUAUUUUAAUAGUAAAACUAUAUGAUUGUAGCAAGAACUGUAUACUGUUAAGCGUAGGACACAUUCUAUCUAAAAUUUGACUAAAUACCAUUAAGUUAUGUAUUCAAUAUCUUUCUUAAAAUUAUUGGUCCUAUUGCUUUUUUAAUAGGAGUAUAUUAAAAAAGAUAUGUAUUUUACAAUAUGAUAAACAAGAAAAAAACUCUAUACUCAUAGGAAAAAGCCUAUAUUUAUCAAACUUAUCGAAAAAAAAUAACUCUAAUAGGAGAUGAGCUGAUCAUAACUCAGUUAUUUUUCGAAAAAUUUCUUAAAAUUAUUGGUCAACCAACAAUUAUUUAAUCGGAAUAUUAAUAAAUUUAAGAAGCAUAAAUUUAAAGAUUUGGAAAACAAAAUCUUCAAAAUAAAAUCAUAGAUGAAUGUGAUGAUAUUAAAGAAAGAUUAGGAUCUUAAAAUAAUUCAAUAAAUUAAUAGACCAAAGAAAUCAUACGACAAAAGUAAAUUCACAAAUUAAAAAAUUAAGAAUAAAAUUUGAUGAUAUAAACAUAAAAUUAAACGGAAAAUAGAAAAAGCCAAAUCAGGAGAUUUUCUUUAUAAAAUUAAAUUAAUUUUAAAUACUAAAGUAGUUAAUUUGAUUAAAAAGAGUAAAAUUAAAACAAAAUAUAAAAAAAAAGAUCUUUGUCUUCAAUCUAAUCUCAAGUUGAUCAAUUACUAAAAUCAAAAAAGAAAAUCUAAAAUUUAAGAAACAGAAAACAAAUAUUAAAACGAAAAUAUACUUGGUUUUGAAUCAAAUAAAUAUAUGAAAUAGAAUAUGAAGAACGCUAUCAAAAUUUUACACUAAAAUAAAAGUUUAGUGAAAGAAGGUAAAAAAAAGCUUGAUAAUCAAUUAAAAAUCGAAAGUAGUAAAUCUCUUAUUAAAAGAAUUUAGGAGCUAAGAAAAUCAAAUAAACUAGAAUAGGAAAAGAAAAUUGCUUAUAGUGCAAGAUACAUCAUCCAAAAGCUUUGUAUCAAAGAAAAUGGAAAAAUUGAUAUUAAUUAAGUGAUAUAUUAUAUGUUAAAAAAAGAAUUAGAAGUAGUAUUACAAUUAUAAAAGCACAAAGUGCUGGAAUAUAAGUAAGAAUUUGAAAAUAAUAAUAGCAGAUUUGUUUAUAGCUUAAAAGCAUUUAUAGCUAGAUAUCUUCUUUAAACAGAUAGCAAAACAAAGUAUCUUUAUAAAUUUAUAAAAAAGUCUGCCAUUAACAAUAAAUUGAGCGAAAGAACUCCAAAUGAUUGGUACAAAAACUACAUUGAAAUAAUACCAACUAAUGAAAUAGAUGAUAAUGGUAUGUGCAUUCCUUUUUCAAAAACCAAAAUCAAAUAUGUUUAUUUAAAAAACAUUCUCUAAUAACUUCAGCUCUAUAGAAUAGAAAAUUUCUCAUAGGUAGAACAAAAAUUUUUAUUUAACGACAUAGAAGGAGAAGUAGAUGAUUAGGAAUUACAAUAACAACUUUCUAAAUUUAAAAUUAAUUUCUAUUUGAUUAAAGAAGUUUUAAUUGCUGAUGCAUUAGGUUUAGUGUUUGAUAAGAAGCAUUUUUCUUCCAAGAAAUGCUUUGGUGAAUCUUUGCAUAUCCACAACGAACAAAUUCUUUCAAUAGAGGCUUUCUAAGCUAUAAAAAAUAGUAAAUUAACGUGGUUCAGAAAAUUGUGCAAUCUUAUGUAUAGCAGAAUACCUAUUUCAAAGCAUUUAUCAUUGCCUACUUGGAUAUCAUUUGACUGUAAAAAUGGUGUUCUUUACCUAGAAGGCACACCAUCCCAUCAAGAUGUCCAUGAUAUAUUGAUAAGAGUUUACGAUUUAUCUAAGCAAAUUAUUAUGUAGUAUAACCUGUCUAUAUAAGAUGAAAAAAAAAGAUCAAAAAAUUCUAUCAAAUUAUUAUUUUAAAAUUUUAAUAAUAAUAGCACUGUAAAUGUAAAAAAUUCUAAUUCGGAAAAUAAAAUGAUAGAAAAAAAAACAACUAGCUAAGUUAAUGAUGAAAAUUACUCUUAAAUAUCUUAUCAGUUAAAUUCUCGAAUUAGUUUUCCUAUUUCUAGUUUGGAAUCUUUUUCUUAAAAAACACAUCUUGAUAAAAAUAACUUAGACUAUGCUACUGAUUUAAAAAUGAAAUAGUUAAAUAACCUUUAAAACUUAUUUACUUAUUAGGAAGCAGAAUAAAAAGAAAAAUUAAUAAAUUAGGUAUUCAAACCUACAAACACAUAAAAUUCUUCUUUUGAUACUAAUAUUUUAAAAUAAUGUGAGUCUUUUUCAACUUAUGCUUCCCCUAAAAAUAGUUCUUUCUAAAUGUUAAAUAAAGUUAAAAAAAAAAUAAUUAACAAAAAGAUUUUACUUAAAUAAUCAUCAUUUAAAACCGAAUAUUAACAAUAAUCUUAAUGUGAAAAUUAUAAAUAAAAUGACAUUUAAGUUCCUAGCCAAGAUAAUCUUAAUAUAUAAGUCCCAGAUUCAUUGUAAAUGAAAAAUCAUAAUAAAAGUGUAUUAUUUAAUCAAAAAAAUAAUGUUUCUAAUAUUGAUUGAAAUUAUAAAAAAUAAAUAAUUCUUUUACUAUCCAAAAAUAAUUGAAAUUAUUAAAAUAUUUUUGGAUAAUAAGUUGAAGUAUUCGCAUAAAAAUUACGAUCAAAAUAUAAUUAUAUAUUUUUAAUGAUUAUAUAAAUAUAUAAAAUUAGUUUAAUAAUUAGCUUAAAAUUAAUAUUGCCUAUUAAAUAUAAUUCCUUAUUUUUAAC
Tetrahymena thermophila SB210 is the source of this 5277-nucleotide messenger RNA. RefSeq names its product transmembrane protein, putative. The transcript is spliced from 7 exons. The record is from RefSeq and is a predicted model, not a curated record. NCBI's taxonomy places the organism in Eukaryota, Ciliophora, Oligohymenophorea, Hymenostomatida, Tetrahymenidae. Gene Ontology annotation, molecular function: protein binding.